Stegastes partitus (bicolor damselfish) is the source of this 1035-nucleotide messenger RNA. RefSeq names its product bile salt-activated lipase-like. The transcript has 7 exons. The coding region runs from base 1 to 1035 and encodes 344 amino acids. NCBI's taxonomy places the organism in Eukaryota, Metazoa, Chordata, Actinopteri, Pomacentridae. The record is from RefSeq and is a predicted model, not a curated record.
AUGCUGUCACCCAUCCGUCCUCAUGCUGUCACCCGUCUGUCCUCAUGCUGUCACCUCCAGAUGCUGUCUCCGUACAGUAAGGGUUUGUUCCGUCGAGCCAUCAGCCAGUGUGGCGUCGCCCUCAGCCCGUGGGCACUGCAGAGGAGCCCCAUGUCUCUCACCAAGAAGAUCGCUCGUAAAGUCGGCUGCUGGAGAAGCGACGAGGACGAGAUGAUCUCCUGCCUGAAGAUGAGCGACCCGGUUGGACUGACGAUGGCGGGAAAAAUCGACAUUCUGCUAAUGCUGGGAAAAGGUGUGGUCAUGGAUCUCUUGGAACUCGCUCCGGUGGUUGAUGGUGAUUUCAUCCCUGAUGAUCCCAGUCGGCUGUUUCACAACGCUGGUCAGUUCGACUACAUGGCCGGAGUCAACAGCAUGGAUGGACACAUAUUUGCAGGAGUCGAUGUUCCGUCCAUCAACCAGAAAAACGCCACCACAGUCGAGCAGGUGAAGGGUUUCCUGGCUGGUUUGACCAAAGAAAAAGGAAGUGCUGCCGUGGAUUCAUCCUUUGGCGUUUAUUCGGCUCACUGGGGUUCGGUUCCGGAUCCAGCUGUGGUGAAGAAGACGGUGGCUGACAUCGAGACGGACUUCCUGUUCCUGGUUCCGACCCAGCUGGCCCUGCAGCUGCACGCCAACAACACCAGUGGAGCCCGGACCUUCUCCUACCUGUUCAACAUGAAGACCAGGAUCCCCGGGUUCCCUAGGUGGGUCGAGGCCGAACACGCCGAGGACCUGCAGUACCUGUUCGGGAAGCCGUUCUCCACCCCGCUGGUCUACUUCCCCCGACACCGAGACCUGGCCGGCUACAUGAUCGCCUACUGGACCAACUUCGCCAGAACUGGGAAUCCUAACUCUGGUGAAAGCAGAGUUCCAGUUGUGUGGCCUGAAUUCACCAAAUACCACCGACCAUAUCUGACCAUCAACAACAAGAUGGCCAAGUCCUCUGUCAGAUGUCUGAACCAGCUGGUCAUGCCGUAUGGUAACAGACUCAACCGUUAG